AUGUUACUCAAGAUAGAUUUUUCCAAUGUCAACAUUCAAGAAUUGAUAACAUCAAAUUUUGACACUGUUGAGAUUGCAUUUAAAAUUGACAGGUUACCAGACGGCUAUUACAAAUCACAUAAUCAAUGUUGCAUGCAAUUAGUGAGUUUACAAAACAGUGCAGUUGCACAAUGUCGAGAUUUAUUGUUCAUUACGAACCUGUCGGAUGGUUGUAUUGAUAUCUUCAAUGUGCAUAACAUGGAAUUGUUGGUGACAGUAUAUCCAGAUUAUUUUGAGGAGAGCGAGGGGAAAUUGUGUUGCUUUAUUCCAAAAUCUACUGUUGCAAGUCCAACUAACCAUCUUGGACAGAAUGAGCGUGGUUACAUGGACAGUCUAUAUGUGUGUGGUUGUGAUUUUAUAGAACAAUUGACUUUUGAUAUUGAAUCGAUGAGCUAUAUUGAUUGUCCUUUUAAUGAUCGUAUAAGAAAUAUCUUGACGAACAAAUUAGGAGCGGCAAUGCCUCGUGUGGUUCAAAAGCAAUCUGAUCUACCAAAUUGUAUCAAAGUAUUGACUGGAAUAACUUGGAGUGACAAGUACGAGCUGCAAUUAGAUUUAUGGCAGAGUGAAGAGAGUGAAAAAUCAUUGACAGCGUGUAUUGAAAACACUACUUCAACUUAUGGACAUGUUUUCUCUAAAUUGGAUCAAGUAAUGAGUUUUACAGACCGACCAAAUCUUGUAAGCGAAUGGAAAGUUAUUGAAGAAAGAGAGAACGAUUAUGAGGAUACGUUAUUGUAUGAGUGGUGUAGGGAAUUUGAGGACGAAAACCCAGUUUUUAUUUGUGUAGAACCAAAGUUUUAUGUUGCUGUGAAACUCCAGAAGUUCGAGAAUAUGAGCAAAGCAGUGGAGGUUGUGAAGGAGAUUUUCCUCUUUAUAUUUGCACUGUCAACAAUCCAGAAUUUAUUUUCAGCAUGUCCUUUCUCCAGUUUCUUGAAAGACUCUCUGUUGCUUGCACAGUUUCUAACAAGCCAGAAUAUGGAGCAUCUACUCUAUUUGGAAAAUUUACGAUCAAUUUUAAUAUAUUAUGGAAAUUUAUUGAAAAUUGGCUCAUGUGUUGAUUCCAAGACUCGAGAACUCAAUUCGCAAAUUCUAUCUGAUUGUUAUACGAAAUUAUGUAAGGGCGAACGACCUUCCAAUCCAUUCUUCCAGAAGAACUUAUUGCCAUCGACUAUCUUGCCAUUAAUCCAGAAGUUUACGCUUGAAACUUCGAACAAUAUUUCUAAAAAAGAGAAAUCUCUCCUUUUAGGAAUGAGUGGAAAAUUUCAAUUCAAGCCGAUCUCUACUGGUCAGGCCACGUUUAUCAGCAGGUCUGAACCAAAAGAAACAAUGAAGGUUGUUAUCGAAAUUGAUGGUGUCCAAUAUGACAAGAGAGAUUUAUUGGUCAUGUAUUAUUAUUCGUGCAGAAAUGCUGAACCUAAGGGUAUUUUAUUGACCGAAGGACAAUAUUUUUCGUAUGACAGACACUCAUUGUACAGGCCAUAUUCAAGUGGAUUUUAA
Messenger RNA from Naegleria lovaniensis, 1533 nucleotides. RefSeq lists its product as uncharacterized. Lineage: Eukaryota; Heterolobosea; Eutetramitea; Acrasida; Naegleriidae. The record is from RefSeq and is a predicted model, not a curated record. The transcript is spliced from 2 exons. Bases 1 to 1533 code for a protein of 510 amino acids.